Anopheles maculipalpis is the source of this 1120-nucleotide messenger RNA. RefSeq lists its product as uncharacterized. Lineage: Eukaryota; Metazoa; Arthropoda; Insecta; Diptera; Culicidae. The transcript has 2 exons. The record is from RefSeq and is a predicted model, not a curated record. The coding region runs from base 3 to 1064 and encodes 353 amino acids.
CCAUGGCCAGCCGGAAGAUAACUCCCAUGUUCAACGAUUACGUGUACGAAGCGAUCCGUCAGAUUGCAGUCGAGCAGGGCUUUACGCCGGAUCUGUUUUCGGUGGAUUUCGACGAAGAAACGCGGCUCGAGUGUGACGGGUACGUGAGCUUCGUGUUCAAGGCCAUCAUCAAUGGAGACGAUCGUGAGUUUACGCUGUGGUGUAAGGUGCCACCGAACGACGAUAAACGUUCGUUGGAGCUGUUCAAGCGGGAAUGUUUCUUCUACCGCGAAACGCUGCACGGGUUCUACGAGUUCCAGUCGGAGAAGGGUGUGUCCGAGGAGUCCGGUGAAGGGUUUUACGCGACGCCGAAAUGCUAUCUGGCACACUGCAAUACCGACAAAUCGGAACCCGAAGCAUUGAUCAUGCUGGAGUACAAUGAAGCGUUCGAAAAGUGGGACUGGGACAAGCUGGAACCGAUCAACGUGGAGCAUACGCGGUUGGUGAUGCAGCAGCUCGGACGGUUGCAUGCACUGUCGUUUGCGAUGAAGGAACAGCGUCCGGAAGUGUUUGAGCAGUACAAGCAGGCCGGUGUGGUGGUCGGCGAGCAGGGCAGUGGAUUGAUCACGUUGAUGAAGGAAUCGUUCGAUCGUGCUCUUACCACGAUGAAAACUCGGUUCGAAUCGGAACAGGACCGGAUCGGUGCUGUAAAGGAUGCUGUGUUCGAGAGUCUGAAGGGAUGUUGCGAUCCGGCCACUGCUGAACCGUACUGUGUCGUCACGCACGGUGACUGUUGGAUCAAUAAUCUUAUCUACUCGCAUAAUGAGAACAACGUGGCAACAGGUGUCAUUUUGACCGACUGGCAAUCGUCCCGGUACGCAUCGCCCAUCCUCGAUCUGUGCUACUUCUUCUUCAUCUCGGCCGGUGAACAGUUCCGGCGGGAUUAUAUGGAUAGCUUGCUGCACCAUUACCAUGCCUCGUUGGCCGACUUUCUCAUCCGGCUCGGUGGGGACGCAUCGCGUCAGUUCCCGCUGACCACUUUGCUCAGGUUGAUGAAGCCGUACCGUGAUUUGCUCGGAAGCUAGCUGUUUGCGCAUCCCGCGCUCGUGUUGCGAAUCGUUAAGCCCAUGUUUCGCUUGUA